AAGUAGAAGCACUCUGCCAGCAGCAGUCGAGAGGAUUUAUUGUUUUCUUAUUUUAGAUGAAAGUGGUCUUUUUUUUCCUCCCCCCCACUCCAGCCCCUCUUUAUCCAGAGAGAGUACAAAAGGAACCACUUGUGGGAGGGGUUUGGGGAGAGACACAAACUUUAAUGGAAGGAGGAGAAUUUGCAGACAGACGGGACACUUUGUAGCGGUCAACUCGUGAGUAAAGCUACAGAAUGGCAGUGCACAGGACAAAGGCUGAGGCCUUGGUGAAAUGGGUUAACAGUCUUAAAUUGUCGGAAGAAAUAGAAAGUCUGUCGAGUCUCCAUGAUGGUGUCAUCUUCAUCAAAAUGGUGUGCAGGAUAACUGGAAAGGAAAACGCCUCACAGCUAAUUGAAGAGCAAUCCAUUGAGGAGAGAUUUCAAUUUAUCUGCAACUUUUUAGAAUGUUCUGAAGUCCAGAAGAGUCAGCCAGACCUGUGCAGGUACAAACCUGCUGCUGGAAGUGUGAUUUCCUGGCAGAAGAUCUUGCAGGGAGAGGAUGUGGAACUUGAGAUGGCGAAGGUGGUUGUUCUCCUGCUCCAUCUCCACACCAUGGCCAAGCAAAACCUAUGGGAGUUUGAAUCUCUUGACAUAGACACCCAGGGUGAACUUGUGGGAAUGCUUCGCUAUGUUCUCAACAACGAAGAAGGAAUUUAUUUGGAUAAUAACUUGGCCACGUUCUUGCGGAGUCGAGCCUCGUCUCCAGUCGCCCGUUUAUUCGGCGCCAGUUCAGAUGAGACUAACUCGCCACCAUUCUGUGGGAAAACUGGAGGGCAAAAAACAAAAUUCCUGACCUCCAGUGUGUACAGUUCUGCACCGUCUAACUCUCCUACAUCACCAAUGCGGGACUUCAUGCAGACCCCGUUAGUCCAGAUGCGGCGGAUGAAGAAACAGCUUGCAGACGCUCGAACACUUCGUGACGACUUGGAGAUCGAGCUGACUGAGGCCCGCAAGCUGGUUACCGAGCAAGAAACCCAGAUCUCUAUUAUGCAACAGAAGAUCGAGAAUCUCGUGAAGCUGACCGAGAAACAGGCCAGCGAGGAGGAGCCUGAUGAACUCCGUAAUCUGAGGGAUAAAAAUGAAAGUUUGUUAAACCGACUCCGUGAUUCUCAGAAACAGUGCCAGGAUCUGAAGACCGAGAAAAGCCAAAUGGAGAGAAAAAUCGAUAAACUUGAAGAAGAAAACGGAGACAUUUCCUACAAGGUUCGUGACUUGAGCAGUCGUCUGGCUCAGUCCCAGAAGGCGCUGGAUGAGCUGGCGGACGAGCACGAGGCAGCUGUACCCCUUUGGGAAGGAAAGCAAAAACAACUGGAGAGUGACCUCCACAUGACUCUGUCAGAGAAGAAAUUGAUGGAAGAAAAAGUACAAAUCCUGGAAGGAAAGGUCUCCAUGAUGGAGGAUCAGCUGAAGGCAGCUGGGGAAAGCUCCACUGAGAUGAAAGGAGAGGUCAUGGGUGACGUUCUCCAGUUAGAAGCCCUCAAAGCAGAAGUGUCACAGCUGACGGCCAAAGCUGCAGAACUGGAGCAAGAGAGCACGCUUCACAAGGAGGGGAAAAGCCAACUUGCCGAGACUGUCAGCAGCCUCCAGCAGUCCAUCAACGAACUGGUUGAUCAGAAGGAUCUGCUCGAGCAAGCUGCACGGGUUCAGGAGGAAAGGCUGACUGGGCAGCUGGAUGCCUUGAAUGUGGAGAUCAUGAAGCUGAACAACUCCUUGAUGCAAAGGGACCUUGAACUGGAAGAGGAAAAGAAACUGAGGCGCCAGCUGGCCGACGACUCUCAAAGCAAAGAGAGGGCAGCCCAGCAAACUGUUCUUGAUCUCGACUCCAAGGUAGAGACACUCAGUGAAGCCCUGAAGGCAAAAGAAGAGGCACUGCACACUCUUGAGAGAGAGGUGGGAGCCGAGCGAGAGAGUGCAUUGAAGCAAGUGGCCGCGCUGAAGGAGGAGUCUGAGAGAAUUUGUAACGAGAAGGCUUCUCUCGUCACACAGUACGAGACAUUGAAGGCUGAGAAGGAGGCAGAACUGGAGUUGCUCACUCAGCAGAUUCAGGCUUUGAAAAGUAAUCAGUUGGACGUGGAAGACCUAAAGAGUGAGAGGGACACUCUGAUGCAGAAGGUACAAGUGUUGGGCACUGAAGUUGCGGAGGUGACCUCUAAAAACCAGAGUCUCCAAUCCGCCUGUGAAGCCCACAAGCAGACCCAUUCUGAAGAGGUUGCUGCUCUUAAGGCAAAACUGCAGGAGACUGAAGGCACCCUGGAGGAGCACAGGAAAAAAUUGGCUGGCCUUGACAUGUGCCUUAAGAAUGCCGAGACCCUCCAGGAGCAGCUCACUUCCUUGCAGGAGACUAUCAAAGAGCUGGAAAUUGAGAAGAAGCGAUGGGAAGAGGGUCGCACUCAGGACGCUGAGCGCCUUUCCCAAUUAGCACAGGAGGUGAAGGGGCUAACAGAGGAGCGCAAUCAAGCUAGAGCCCAGUUAUCUGAAGAACUGAAGCGCCAAGAGGUAGCUGGAGGGCAAAUGAAGCAGUCUAUGAAUGAAGAGAUGGCAAGAUCUGCCAAGCUGCAGAGUGAGCUUUCCGAUGCGCUGAGGGUGGUUGGGGAGAAGGAGAAGGAGGAAGAAAGGCUCCACGAAGAUGUUGCAUCAUGGAAGGAAAAGUUUGAGGCUGUUCAACAAAAGCAGCUUCAGGUGGAGGAGGUUAUUCUGGGCUUAAAGGAGGAGCGGGAAAAGGCCCAAGCUGAGCUGUUGGAAGAAAAGGCCAAGAGCGAUGGGCUUGAGAAGCAGAUAAGCCAGUUGAAUGACGAGGAGCAGAAGAAAGCCUCAGCGCUACAGAAGGAUCUUUGCGAUGCUCUCUCAAAAAUUAAGGAAAAAGAAGCAUUGGAGGACAAGGCCCGAGCUGAAGUGGUGAGCUGGCAGGAGAAGUAUGAGGCUGCUCAGAAGGAAGCAUCUCUGCGCCUAUCACAGGUGGAGGAGGAGGCCAGAGGAAACUCUAAUGAGCGAGACCGCAUCCAGAAGGAGCUUUCUGAGGCCAGGGCAAAAGUGGCUCGCCUUGAGGAGCAGAUGAACCAGACUGGCAGUGAGCAGCUGGACCGAAUCUCUGAGCUGGAGGCCGAUCUUGCCAAUGCGAGGCAGGCGGCGGGAGAGGAGAAGGCGCAGAGGUUGGAGCUAAGUGCAGAGGUUGGGGUGCUGCACAGCCAGCUGGUGGAGCUGAAGAAAGCCCAGUCCGAGGGCCUGGCUAAGGUGGAGGAAGAGCGGCACAAACUGUCGGAAGAGAAAGAUGCGGCCAAGGUAGAACUGGAGGCUGAGCGGGCAAGCAGGCUUGAGGCGGAGGCCAGGAUGAAGCAAUCGCUGAGCGAGCAACAGGAGCGCCUUGUGGUGCUGCAGCGUGAGAUCUCCAGCGCUCACACUGCCAGAGAGGAAAUGGAGGCCAAGGAGAAACUGAUGAGAGGUGAAGUUGAGAAAUGGCAGGAACAGAACAGGCACCAGCAAGCAAAGAUCCAUGAGCUCCAAACGGAAGCGUCAACCGUGAAGAACAUGAAGGAGAAGAUAGUCAGCCAGGAACGGGAGAUGCUCCGCUAUGCUGAGGUCCUGAGUAAGAAGGAGAAGGAGCUGUGUGAGCUUGGGUCUAAGCUGAAAGUGGGCGAGGAGGCUGUCCAACAGCACAAGCAGAGAGUGGAUUCUGCUGAAAAGGAACUCUCCAAAUCCCAUGAACUCUGCCAAGAAAGACUGAGCGAUAUUAAGGCACUUAAGUCGCAGCUGGUUGAGUUGGAGCGGAAAUGUGAAGGACAGCAGGGAGUCAUUGCCCAGCUGGAGACUGAGAAAACAGCGCAAGGCUCACACAGCCGAGAGCAUGUGACUGCUCUACAGGGUGAGCUGUCGUUGCUCCGUGGCUUGGUAAAGGAGAAAGAAUCGGUGGAAAGGGCCUUGAAGGAAAAGGUGGCCCUGCACCUGGAGGAACUCUCAAAGCAGAAAGAAAAGGUUCGGGUCCUUGAGCUGGAAAUCCCAACUUGGCAGCUGAAAUCUGUGGAAGGGCAGAAGGAAAACGCGAAGCUGAGGGAGAAAGUGGCUGCAGAGGUGGAAGCGAGUAGGAAGCUGCAGGAAACGGUGGAGGCCUUGAGGGUGGAGCAGGCCUCUGAGGCACAGAAGAGAGAGACGGCUGCAGAAGCCACCAAGCUCCGGAAUGCAUCCCUUAAAGAGGAGAUUGCCGCCCAAAAGCAGGCAGUUGAGAGUCUCCAGGAGGAGCUGGCUACCAGGAAGCGGGCAGAAGCAACUCUGGAGCAUCAGGCACAAGUAGACAGGGAGCAAUGCGCCCGCAAAGAACAGGAGUUGCUCCAGCUGCGUGGCGAGCUGGCAGAGGCCCAGGCUGCAAUGAGGGCAGCUGAGUCUCAGCGCCAGGGAGAGCUCAAGCAGCAGGAGAGGCUGCUGGGUGAGCUGAAGGCGGAAGCUGGACAGCUGCCGGGCCUGAAGGAGCGCUGCCAGGAGCAAGAGCGGGAGAUACAGCGGCUCCAACAGAGCAGCAGCCAACUGAGCUCCGAGUCUGGCCUGGCCCGCGGGAGGCUCGAGGCAGAGCUGGCCAAGGCCCGGGAGGCACACGCCAAAGAGCUGAGCCAUCUGACGGCCCGCCAUGCUGAGCAGGAGGCUGCCAGCAGGGCAAGGGAGGAGGACAGCAGGAAGAGAGCGGAAGAGGCGACCAGAAAGUAUGAGAAGGCAAAACUCACGGAGCUAGAUGAGAGGCGCAAGUCUCAAGAUGAGAAGCAAAAGCUGAGCGCCCAGAUUGCAGACCUGAAUCAGAAGCUGGCCCAGCAAGACACAACAGCUAAAAGUAAGCUGCAGAAACUCAAGGCGCGCGAUAGCGAGGCACAGGAGAAAUUGGAGCAGAAGGUAGAGGAGCUCAAUGCACAGCUCGAGAAGAAGGAGGAGGUUGUGCAGCACAUCAAGGCCCAGCUGGAUAAGGCAAAGACUCACUACGACAGCAAAAAGAUGCUGAACCUUGAGCUGACACAGAAGUUGGAGACCAGUGGGAAGAACAUCUCCUCCUUGGAACAGCAGCUCGCCACCGCGAAGCAGGAAAGCACGGAGCUGCGCGCCGAGUAUGAGCAGCUGCGCAAGGAGUUGCAGCAGUCGGUGAAGGAGUUGAAGGAGGCCACCGAGAAGAACAAGACCCUCUCUGCGCAGGUGGAAUUCGCUGGCCGGCAGCUGAGGGAACUCGAUAAGUCACGUCCGACCACCGGCGCGGUGAGAUCCCGCAGGACCUCCUCUCGAGCUGGAGAAUCGGAAGCUGAUUUCAGCAAGGACAGUAUCGAGCUGAGUGAUUUGGAGGAGACAACAGUGAUGUGGGAGAAUACAGGGGGCAGGAGGGGCAAAGCAGCUUUCAAGACCCCUGUCACAGCUCAAAAGGCAGCUGGAUCUCACGCUGCACAGAAACAGCGUGGCAGCCAAGAGUCCCUGGAGUCGCUAUAUUUCACCCCACUGCCCAGUCAGGGCCAGUCCAAACUGGACACCAGCCUCAGCUCCCUAGGGGACCUUAGUCUGGACUCAGCCAAGAAAACCCGUUCUGGGCGGAGACGCACAACUCAAGUCAUCAACAUCCUCAUGACAAAGAAGGAAACCGUUGAGUACGAGGAAGCCAGCACUUCGAACUCUUCAUUCUCAGGCAUCCAGGCCUCAGCCUCCCACCCGAAACUCCCGGGCCGACCUUCCCGGGGAGGCCGAAGGAACCGGCCCACCUCCGUCACCUCGCUGCCAACCAUCGACCGCUCCCUGUCCCAGGAUUCGCUGGACAGCAGCGGCAACACGGAGGACUUGGGGGCCGCUGCCCUGAUGAACCUGCCAGGCUACCGGCCUUCAACUCGGAGGUCCACCAGGCUGUCCACAUUCGGCAGCAUCGCCUCAAGUUCAAACACUUUGUACCCAGGAAGCUGUCAGGAUGAGCCCGAUCAGCUGGAGGAUUGGAAUCGGAUUGCUGAGCUACAGCGACGGAACGGUGUGUGUCCCCCACAUCUGAAGACCUCGUAUCCCUUGGAAUCCAACACUGCUACCAACGAAUCGAUGAUCACUGAGGACGAGCUGAGGCUCGGAGACCCUGAGGAGACUCUCCGACGAGCCACCCUCCUGCCCCAGCAGAUAAAGGAGAUGAGCACCGGCCGCCUGAAGAGGCUGUCCUCUGACUCCCGUGAGCCCAACUGGAAAGGAGUCACCACUCGCCAGCGCAAGCGCCUCUCCGAGGAGACACACCAGGGAUCGGGCACCCCUGAGGCCAAGAAGCAACUGAGCUGUUUUCCACGGCCCUUGACUCCAAAGGAAAAGGAGAAACGUGGCCACUCGCUGUUUGAGAGCCAAGCCAAGCGCCUGACUCAAAAUAAGGCCAAGAACCAGGACAAUAGACGCAAGUCGAUAUCUUACACCGUCUUGAACACACCCCGAAAGUUGGGCAGCACUCUGCUGAGGGGAAUCAAUAAGAGGGCAACUCCCAGCAAAACCCCCAAGAAAACCCCAAAGAAAUCACCCAGGAAAUCUCCCAAAUCAAAUUCUAGAAAGGAGGGUGGCCGACGCAAAAUGCUCAGGAACAUGAAGAUGUGAGUGUUGAUUGGAGGGCGGUUUAACAAGAUCCCUGAGCCAGGAACCUAACCCGCCCAGGACUGGAUGUUUGUGAAGACCCGUUCUGCCUGGACAACAAUCGGGCAAACUGCUGGCUUACUCUUUUAUUUUUUUAAUGAAACAAUUUGCCUUAAGAGUGAUUAACGAGGUCAGACUGAAUACCAUUCAGUGUAGAGUACAGUAGUGUUGGGAGGGUGAGUUAACUGACUCCCUGUUAUACGCCUGCCUCCUAGUUUUGAAUGCUCAUACUGGUUACUCGAGUAUUAGGAUCGCAGCUAAAACUUUCUAUCGAGCUAUAUUUCUUACAUCCUUUUGCAAGCCUUCCCUGUUGUAAAUUUUCCUAUUGGUGCUUUUGAAGCAGUUUUCUCCUUUUGAUAAGGCUGUACAGUGGCAGCAUUCGGCACUUCUCAUCGGCAGAAGGUGGGUUUGUGCGCGUGACUUAAUCAAAAAAAACAUACAAGUUGAGGCCCAGUGCCCUAAGCAGGGGGGGCGGUGGGGGCAGGGACCGAGUUUACCCAGCCUCGACUGGACCUCUGCCCCCCCGCCGCCCACCCCCAUAGCACUUUUUGAUCCCAUGCCCGAACUAGAGGAUUCCAAGAUGCCCUCACGCCACACACACCCCCACUCCCACACUCUGCCCUCGGGACUGAAAUUUAGCACUGCCACUGUAUGGUUUUAUGGAGUAUUCCUGCAGCUAGUUAGUUUGUAGCUGUCAAGCAUUGUGGCUGUACAGGUGACGAGGCUUGAGAACAGAGACCUGAUCUGGUAACCUGUCUUAAAGUGGAAAUGAGUGGCUGUCAGUUGUUUGGGCAUACCUGGAGGAGGGGGCAUCAACAACCUGACCCUUUUGAUCAGGCUCUUUCUGGCUGUUUUAUAUAAUUUUUUCACUCUCCUCUGCUUUUACUUUUCAUGCUCAGUUGAAAUUGCCGUGUGUGACUUUAGCAAAGAAAUACUUUGAAUAACUUUGUGCUGUAUUUAGGCGAGUGUUGAGCGCUGUUAAACUUGAGCAACCCUCCCCUGGCCCUGCUUUUUUUCAAAAAACCAUGAAACAGUUUCGCAGAGACCAGGCUGACACACUGGCUGCUGACAUCGCGCAGCUGGAUUCCAACCCCUCGUUUUCUGUGUGCGUGUGACCAGCAUCACAAGGGCAGUGGCUUCCCCCUCUUUAAGGCCGCUCUUGACCUUGGCUUCGCUUGCCUUUUGCCACCUUGUCCUCUCCCAGCUGUGCCCCAGAGAAUGAGACAGCCUGGCCUUGCCUUGCCAAGUCAAGAUUAGUUGAGAGCGAGCGAAAGUUGUUGAGCGGAACAGCUCGUGGGUUGGGGGAUUUCGUUUAGAUUAGCCUCACUCGGGAGACACAGCUCCUUGUGUCUGUAGUUAGUCGGUCAGACUUUGCUAAAAUAUGCCAUCCUUGACUCAAAAAAGUGAGGUUAUGUAGAACUUGCUGACAUUGAGAUUUAUGAUUGGGGGUAAGAAUGGAGAAGAAAUUGGAGGGGGACUUACAGGGAUCAGAUUCAGAUUGCAGCCUCUUUUUAUAUAUCCCCCCCGCCCCCCCUCGAGUGAAAGACUGAGCAGCAAGUACUGCCUUUGUCUCAUUAGGUGGAUUUGAAUCACUUGGCUCCCUUACACUAAGACUCAUUUUCCCUAAUGUUAUCCAAUUAUCUACUCCCAAUUUUUUGUUUAGUUAGGUAAAAAUAUUCAUUGCUGAUGUUCCAGCAGCUCCUGUAUACAGGCUUCUGAUGCUGGGAAUCGUGUUGCAAGUCACUCUGUGUUGCCAGCCUGCCGCUGCUGGAGGGGCCCAGCUCCCCCAGUGCCACUGUCUGUAGAACACUAAAUUAAUCCUGGCAGUGUUAACAGACGUGUCCUUUUAGGUCUGGUCCCUGUACAAGCUUGCCUCCUGUAUACCGCAAUGCUGCGUUAUGUAUAUGUAGACGUUAUUAAUCAGUGAUUGCGUGUUUAUUAUGAUAAGCCUGUUUUAAGCUCUUGUAGGUAUAAUGAAGUUGAAUAUUGGACUUUUAAAGACACACAGCUAAUUUCAGUCAUGCCAGCCCCAGGGCUGUCUGAGCUGGUAACAAAAUCCCACCUGGUUAAGGGCACAAAUUUAUUUAAUUUUUAGGAUGCCUAAUGCCAGUCUGGGAAACACUUUAAAUCUUUUCUUUAAAAUAAAACUGAGGAUCUGGCUAGACCUGUCGGUGCUGGAGAAACAGCAAGAGAGUGAGAAUGUGUGUGUGUCUGUGUAUGUAUGUGUGUGUGUGUGUUUUCUAGGUAAGUCGGGUUCCUUUGAAGAAAAGUUAGAGAGAAACUCAAAAGUUUUCGUUAACUCUGCACGUGUUUGUGCCUGUGUGUUGCGAGUGCAUGCAUGUAUUUGAGUGCAAACGUGUGUGUGCGCCUGAGUGCACAUUGGAGGAUGUAUCUGUCCGUGUGGAGGAUCCUGAGCACUAUGUGGAAAGGUGAUGCAAACCUUGUAGCAUCUUGAAUCCGUGAUUCAAAGAUUUGCAAAGUGAAUCUGUUCUUCUCUCAGGUUCAGUGGGGAGUGAGUGUGAGUGACUCCCAGAAUCCCAACCCCCAUGUGAGCCCAUGGUCACCAUGGAGACACACUUUUUUUUAAAGAUACGUUUAUAAAGCAGGCCUUCCUGCUGACCUAGCUCACUGUUCAGGGCCAUUCUGCAGCAAGCUUGAAACUCCGUCCACACCCUGCGUAAAAGCAUCCAUGGGAUGAAAGCAGGGUGGCACUGCAGGCAUGUGGGUGAAGGAGGGAAUGCAAGUGGGAAACACAGAAGGAUUUGGCACGGAAUCCGUCUUUUCCUCACCUUCCAGCCACUGGUCAACCUGAUCCAGAGAAUUUUCCCUCCCCGUUUAUAUUUCAUUGCUUCCCAGUGCCCCCUUCGUAUCAACACCCGCCGGCAUAAGCAGGAACUAUCGAGCACUUGUACUGAUUGAGAAUCGGUCAGGUUCUGGUGACCCGCUGUGUGCUUAGUUUGUGUGGGGUCGGGGUAGGUGGUCAGAGAAGGAGUUUCCUGGUGGUCCCAUUAUCUGGCUGAUCUGUCUGCAGACAGUGGGGCAUUGACUGAGCUUGUAGUGAUUUUUGUCACUGACUAUAUUACUGUCUGAAAUGAUGUACUAUUUGCUCUCUCUAAAGCAGGCUUUAAAAAAAUAUUAAUUUUUUUAUACAAGGUGUUUAGACUGUCUUUUUCUCUCUCCAGUGCAGUCCCUCUGAAUGCACAAUGUAAUCUUAAAUGUUGUCUCCACUUAAUAAAAUAAAUGUACUUGUUGCAUAAA
Messenger RNA from Carcharodon carcharias (great white shark), 9902 nucleotides. It is a transcript of the gene numa1, whose product is annotated as nuclear mitotic apparatus protein 1. The record is from RefSeq and is a predicted model, not a curated record. Gene Ontology annotation, cellular component: spindle pole; centrosome; spindle microtubule. Gene Ontology annotation, biological process: establishment of mitotic spindle orientation. The transcript has 26 exons. Gene Ontology annotation, molecular function: microtubule binding. Lineage: Eukaryota; Metazoa; Chordata; Chondrichthyes; Lamniformes; Lamnidae. The coding region runs from base 234 to 6608 and encodes 2124 amino acids.